GUCAUGCCUCCCGCCGCCCCGUCCGUCGCCCGGAGCGCGCAGGGAGGGAGCAGCUCGGACAGCGGCUCCCGGCCCUUCCAUGCGCCCGCGGCGGACCCUCGCGCGCCUGCUCCCGCUCUGCCUGUGCCUCUGCCUGUGCCUGGCCGCCGGCGCGGCGCGGGGAGCCCCGCAGCGCGCUCUUGCCCCUGUUUUUUGCCUCUCGUUUUAUUGGUGAAGAUAUCACAGUGAUGUCUGCAUUCAACCUGCUGCAUUUGGUGACAAAGAGCCAGCCAGUAGCCCUUCGAGCCUGUGGGCUUCCCUCAGGGUCAUGUAGGGAUAAAAAGAACUGUAAGGUGGUCUUUUCCCAGCAGGAACUGAGGAAGCGGCUAACACCCCUGCAGUACCAUGUCACUCAGGAGAAAGGGACGGAAAGUGCCUUUGAAGGAGAAUAUACACAUCACAAAGAUCCUGGAAUAUAUAAAUGUGUUGUUUGUGACACUCCAUUGUUCAAGUCAGAAACCAAAUUUGACUCUGGUUCAGGUUGGCCGUCAUUCCACGAUGUGAUCAGUUCUGAUGCCAUCACCUUCACAGAUGACUUUUCCUAUGGAAUGCACAGGGUGGAAACAAGCUGCUCUCAGUGUGGUGCUCACCUUGGGCAUAUUUUUGAUGACGGACCGCGUCCAACUGGGAAAAGAUACUGCAUCAAUUCGGCUUCCCUUUCUUUCACACCUGCAGAUAGCAGUGGUGCCGAAGGAGGCAGUGGAGUGGGCAGUCCAGCCCAGACAGACAAGAUGGAGCUGUAGAGUAAUGGAACGUGAUGCAAAUAAGUGUACUUAAUGCACAGCUUAUUGAAAAAAAAUCAAAAUGGU
Molecule: messenger RNA, 848 nt
Organism: Talpa occidentalis (Iberian mole)
Lineage: Eukaryota; Metazoa; Chordata; Mammalia; Eulipotyphla; Talpidae
Gene: MSRB3
Product: methionine sulfoxide reductase B3
Exons: 7
Coding region: 228-782 (184 amino acids)
Biological process (GO): protein repair; response to oxidative stress
Cellular component (GO): cytoplasm
Molecular function (GO): peptide-methionine (R)-S-oxide reductase activity
Source: RefSeq, a predicted model, not a curated record